UGGCUCCUAUCUCUCAUAGCAGUGACCAGCCCACAGCCCUGCAGGAGAAAUUCACAGAGUGGCUAUGCGUCUCAGCGGUGCCACGAGGCAAAGACCGAGGAUGGACGUGCUGCCCGAAGGGCUGGAAAAGGUUUCAAGGAAACUGCUAUUACCUAUCCCCUGAUAGGAUGUCCUGGGUUGAGAGUGAGCAGAACUGCACUGGGAUGGGCUCCCACCUGGUGGUGAUCAACAGUGCAGCAGAGCAGGUUUUCCUCUCUGAGCAGAUUAAAAAAGUUUCAGGACCAGAAAAUUUCUUCAUUGGUCUGAGUGCAGAGGAGGUGGGCCAGUGGCACUGGGUGGACAAGACUCCAUAUAAUGAGACAGCAGCGUUCUGGCGCAAGGGUGAACCAAGUAAUACUGAUGAUGAGAAGUGCGUUGUAAUCCACAAGUCCACGUCACCUCCCAAUAACUGGAAUGAUGCCAGAU
Messenger RNA from Acanthisitta chloris (rifleman), 465 nucleotides. Its product is annotated as C-type lectin domain family 4 member D-like. The annotation marks the transcript as partial. The transcript is spliced from 4 exons. The record is from RefSeq and is a predicted model, not a curated record. NCBI's taxonomy places the organism in Eukaryota, Metazoa, Chordata, Aves, Passeriformes, Acanthisittidae.